CGACACACAGGGGAUCAGGGGAAUCUUGAGGCUGCGACACACAGGGAUGUGAAUAUCAUUCAAAGCUGCCGCGGAUUGUGAACUCUUCAGUUGUUUGAGUAUUUUAUGUCUGUAAAUACAAAACACUAGCGUAUCGAACAUAAUGCACUUCUAACGGCUUUCCUGAAUUUCCGGUUACACGUCACUGACACUUCGUUUAAAAUGGUGGUGGUUCAAGGCAUACCAGAGGUCGCCCGAGCAGUUAUUCACAUUGACGAACAGAGUGGCAAGAACAAGUACAAACUUCUGGUGGAGGGCGACAGUCUGAGAGCUGUCAUGGCAACUCACGGAGUGAAUGGGAGUAGGACCACAUCAAACAACACAUACGAGGUUGAGAGGACUUUGGGUAUUGAGGCUGCAAGAUCCACCAUCAUCAAUGAGAUUCAGUACACCAUGGUCAACCACGGAAUGAGCAUCGACCGGCGUCACGUCAUGCUUCUUGCUGAUCUUAUGUCCUAUAAGGACCAGACCUGCUGGGAUCUGUACAGAUGUCUCGAUGAGGGUGGGAGUGGUUUCAGUAAAGGAGAGCUGCAUCAGUCUACAAACACAUUGUUGUAACCAGUGUGGGAAAUCUUUCAGGCAGUCAAGUUAUUUGAAACGUCAUAUGCUCAUCCACACUGAAGAAAUUAGUUUUUUACUGUGAUAUUUCCUCAUGUUUGACAAAGUGGUUAUUAUCUUAACUGUGAAAUAAAAGCCCUCCUUAAACAUUA
Messenger RNA from Amphiprion ocellaris (clown anemonefish), 749 nucleotides. RefSeq names its product DNA-directed RNA polymerase III subunit RPC1-like. Lineage: Eukaryota; Metazoa; Chordata; Actinopteri; Pomacentridae. Gene Ontology annotation, biological process: DNA-templated transcription. Gene Ontology annotation, molecular function: DNA binding; DNA-directed RNA polymerase activity. The record is from RefSeq and is a predicted model, not a curated record. The transcript is spliced from 4 exons. Bases 202 to 597 code for a protein of 131 amino acids.